ACGGGAAAUAGUCAUUUCUGUAAGAAAACAUAAACGUGAAAAUCGUGAAAAAAAAAAAAGAAAUUUUAUUUUUUUGCAUUUAAUUUGAUUUAAAUGUCAUUUAUAGUGAACAGUAAAAGGGCAUCGAAUACCUAUCAUGGUCCCCAUGGUUUUCUCCUACAGUUGGUACACAGAUUUUAACUUGUCACGUAUGUCCUAAUUUUCAUCUCGUGCUAAAUUUUGACUUUCUAGUUAAAAAAGCCUAGUUUACACUUGACAGUGACAGAUCGGUCAAAGUCUAUGUUGGAGCAAGGCAUCACUUACCAGUCACUUAAAGUAACCAGUUAAACGGAAAACUUUCAAAAACAGAAAAAUUCUGCUUGCUGAACAAUGGAAUCUAAGUUUAGUCACCUGCCAGACAUUAAAACUAUCCAGCCUGAUAGGCUGAUCAAGUAUCGGGUCAGUGAGGACAAGUUCUCAGCAGAAGUUUUACUGCCAGGAUUGUCAUAUACAGAUUUUGAUCAGAAAAUUGGAGGUAAGAUGAACCUCUGGUCUAUGGCAAAGCUUUUUGAAUGUAUUCGUUACGCAGUGUUACCCUAUGGCUUUGGGCAUUUUGAUAGGCUGAAAGAUGAUGAACACUCAAUAUUUAUGGCAAGUACAGCAUACCAUAUCUCUGAAUAUGGUAAUACCCUGAAUACCAGACCACAUUGGGGAUUGAACUUCCCCAUGUACACAACAUUAGAUAUAAUUUAUUCAGGAUCAUCUGCGUUUUGUUUCGAAAUAAAAUUGACCAACUACGAAAACAAGAAAUUACUAAUGUCUGCUAGAAUGACAUUUGUCUACAUUGACUACAAAACAAGAAAGCCGGCACCAUUUCCAGGUUGGUACAUUGAGGCGAAAAAGUUAAAAAGCUUCGGACCGGCUUUACCGCGAUUAGCCACUCCAGAAAUUCCUGGGAAUGCUUUCCAGUAUGAAGUAACGUCAUGUUAUAGUGAUAUUGACCAUAAUGGGCAUGUGAAUCAGUCCAUAUAUGUCAAAUGGUGUACCGAUGCAGGCACCGAAGCAGCUUUAAAGGGACUGUACUCUGGUUUUACAGAGAAUAUUGGGAAAUACCCACUUGAUAAUUUAGAAAUAAAGUAUAUCGGGGAAGGAUUUGUAGAAGAGAACUUUGUAAUUAACACGUGGCAGGAUAAAGUGUCGCCUCUAAUUUUACACUUUGCAAUAACAAAACAAGGGGAACUUACAAUAGUAGCAAAGUUCUCAUACAAAACAGCUGAUAUAGGUGCUAGGUUAUAAACUUUAGCUUGUUGUGAAGAAAUUACUUUGACCUAAUAAAUAUAAUUUAUUCCAUAUAUUAAAGAAGGAAAUGCUUAUAUGUGCUGCUACCAAUUUGAAGCAGAAUUUGUUACAUGUUUAAGCUGUUGUUUUGCAUUAUUAUAAAAUGACUCUGGAUUAAAUACAAUUUCUCAAUGUUUAUUUAUUUCACUUUAUUUAAAUGAUGAAUGAUCACUUUCUAAUUUUACAAUACUGUAGAUCAAAAAACACUAAAAGCAUAAUGUAUAUACAUGUAUGUAAAACCGAAUGAAUGUAUGUUAUACUAAAAUAACUAUUAAAUGUAUUAAUUUUCUCUGUAAAUGAAAAUUUAGGAAAGAACAAAUUUUAUUAUGACUUUCUCAAAGUAAAACAUUAAGACACAGUUUUUACAUUUAAUAUAACCAUUAUUUCAAAGUCAUAUUUAGUCAAGACUUUGACUGAGUAUACAAACAAAUUGACAAUGUUCACAAUUUUACUCAAUAUCACAUUUUAUACAAUUUUAUUGUCAAAAAUUCAUUUUUCUCCUAUUCUUAACAAAACAAAUAGCGAACAAGAUAAAAAAUUACACAAUGUAAUUAGAUGUACAGAAAUUAAUAAUGUACAUGUAUUUUCUUUUAGAUAACAGUAUACUGUACUUUACAUUAAGUUUGUGUUUAUGAUUACCUCUUACCAUGAUUGAUUUGUUUAAAAAAUGAAAACUUGCCCUGCCCUGAAUUGUUUAAGUGAAGGGGCUAUAACAUAGAUAGGUAGACUUAGUAUUAAAGCAGCAUGCCUCCAGAUUCAUGACAUGAUAAUUUUCAAUUUUGAAACUUAAUGUAAAAGUAAAAUAUUGUCAAGUGAACAAAGAAAUUAAUUUACAUGUUUCAAGUUGCACUUUAAAUCCACGGUUGUUACCAAAAAGAGGUCAAAGUUUGCAUAAAUAGCCCUUUAAAUACUGCAUAAGUAACCCAGUUACUGUAGAACUAUGGUGAAAAAAUCUACAAAAAUUAAUCAUUAAAUCAUUUAUCACACAUAACAUGAAAAUUAUUACUUCAAUCUUUUUUCUUUUUGUAAAUUUCUUAGUACAUUUUUCUUAAGUUUGAUUGUCUUAAAGCAGCACGCCUCCAGAUUUAUGCUAAUUUUCAUGAAAAUUUUGAAAAUAUAUUUGAAUGUAAUAUAUUGUGAAAUAACCAAAAGGAAGCCAUUUACACAUUAUCAAUGACACUUACAAGCCAUGUAAAUUACCAAAAAGUAGUCAAAAUAUGCAUAAAUAACCCUUACUGCGUUAGUAACGCAGUAAAAAUAUAGUUGCAAAUACUAAAAAAUUAGUCAUUAACUGCACAUAAUAUGUAAAAUAUUAGUUAAAUCUUAAACCAUUUUAUGUUUCCUAAAAUCGUAGUACAUAUUUCUAAAGUUUGAUUCUAUCAAAAUAUUUUGACUCAUCUUGAGGCAUGCAGCUUUAAAAUAUUUUGGCAUAUAUGUAAUUGCAGCAUUAAUAAUAUUGGCUGACCUGAGGUCCUGUACCAGUUGCAAAUACAAAUCAUUAUAAAAUAUAGUAUUUCAAGGGUUAAACGGUUAUUUUGUAACAAUGAGAUACUAAACAUUUCAUAAUUAAUGUAUCAUUUUAAUUUAUUGUUGAAAAUUUGAAAUUAAUAAAAAGUAAUCAGCACA
Messenger RNA from Ruditapes philippinarum (Manila clam), 2943 nucleotides. RefSeq lists its product as uncharacterized. The transcript is spliced from 3 exons. The record is from RefSeq and is a predicted model, not a curated record. NCBI's taxonomy places the organism in Eukaryota, Metazoa, Mollusca, Bivalvia, Venerida, Veneridae. Bases 370 to 1275 code for a protein of 301 amino acids.